CAAGUUCAGUUCCUCUUAAAGAUUAGGAAACCGCACAUGAAGAUAACUCUCUGACAGAUCAAGGCCAUUACCAUCAUGAGGCUCUUUCUAGCAGCAUUGUUGGGCUCCCUGUGUUGUUCUCUGUACACAGCAGAAAGUCUCAAGGCUGUAGUGGUUAUGGAGCCAAACUUGUGGCCAGUUUUCUAUGGAGAGCAUAUCAGCCUUCGAUGUGACAUACGGGGAGAACCAAACUAUGGUCAGUGGUGGUACCGGUGGUACAAAGAUGGUUCUCUACUGGAAGACACCGGGAAGAGCGUAAUUUCAAUCUACCAGAGGGACUACACAUUCUACGGCAGUCUUUAUAAAUGUACAGCAUCACAGAGUCAUGGGUUUGGGCUUGAAAGUGAAUCAUACAAAAUGCUUCCAAUGGAAAUACCUCAUGCUACAAUCACCAUCCAGAGUCCUCAACGGCCCUCCUUCUACCGUGGAGACAAAGUCACUCUGAGGUGUGACAUCACGAGUGAAGGCUGGGUGUAUCACUGGGAGAGGAAUAAUACCAGCAUCUAUAAUCACAUCAACACAACCAUCACCAUCUUACUUCCUGAGGAGAGUGGUCACUAUACAUGUUUUGGUAUGAGAAGGCAACUUCGAAGUUACAACAGUCCUAACAUGACUAUUUCCACGAGUGGGUCUGGGUCCAGUUCAUUUAUAAUGGCAUUUAUAAUGGCAGUGGCUGGGGGAGUGGUCCUGACAAUCAUGGUUGUAAAAGUUGUACCACGUUGCUGCAGAAAGCAGAGAGGUCCUGUGUCCAACUCCUCCAGUUCUGGGUUAUCUCUAUCGCCCUCUACUGGCCUGGCUGAGAGACAUGCUGAAGAGCACCUGCACCAGUCUGAUGGAGGACGGCUUCCUGUUUACGAAACAAUUCCACUCAAACACCAGAGCAGACCAGUGCUGGAAACAGUGUAUGACAAACUGUCACUCAGCAAAAUGGGAAACCUUUCGUCACCAUAUAAUCCAUAUCAGCUUGUGGAGUGAAGCAGCAUCAGCAUGGGAUUGAACUCACAACCUUUAGUUUACAACCACAACAGUUUUCCUUUUGGACCCCCGUUACCUACACACUAUAAAGACUUCCACCACCCAUAACAAAACAUGUAGUGGUGCCUGUGGUGAAAGUGAUUUGUGUGCACAGAUCGGGCCUCUCUUUCAUUCGUCUUUUUAUCUAUCCUCCCUUCCUUCCUCGGUCCUCGUUCCCUCUGAUCUAGAUAAAGAAUAAUGGGGUGGCAACAAUGGGAUAGUCUAUCCAGUGUUCUUUAUAUGUCAGUGGGAACGAGCCUGGAGGAUCGAGGAGAGAGGUUGAGAAAGGGCCAUCUGUGUUUAAAACUGUUCUGUUGAUACCGUGUCUUCACCAGUAGAGUGUGAAAGUGAAUUCACAGUGACUUCCUGUUCCUCCACCCCACUUGCACAACAGCAACAUCAUGUGCAGUCUAAUGCUGACUCAUUUCUUCGUUUCGUGAGAAUUGCAGUACCCCCCUCUGAAGGGACAGUGAGACGUUUGGACAAGGAGGAAAACCUUUGGGGGAACUAAUGAUGGUGCAAGCCCCUGUAUGAUAUUAUUACUAAUAUUAAACCCUGUUCUGUUAUGCUAAUGUAGCCUGAAAAAGCCCGCACAAUGAAAUCAAUGUAAAUACAUUUUCUUUCAACUUUUCAUAUAUGCUUACAUUUGUAAAUGGAUCCACUGUAGCCACUGUUUUUUUU
Sardina pilchardus (European sardine) is the source of this 1734-nucleotide messenger RNA. RefSeq lists its product as uncharacterized. Gene Ontology annotation, biological process: cell surface receptor signaling pathway. The record is from RefSeq and is a predicted model, not a curated record. NCBI's taxonomy places the organism in Eukaryota, Metazoa, Chordata, Actinopteri, Clupeiformes, Clupeidae. Gene Ontology annotation, molecular function: transmembrane signaling receptor activity. Gene Ontology annotation, cellular component: plasma membrane. The transcript is spliced from 10 exons. Bases 76 to 1014 code for a protein of 312 amino acids.